Messenger RNA from Haliotis rufescens (red abalone), 2434 nucleotides. RefSeq lists its product as uncharacterized. The coding region runs from base 33 to 839 and encodes 268 amino acids. The transcript is spliced from 3 exons. Lineage: Eukaryota; Metazoa; Mollusca; Gastropoda; Lepetellida; Haliotidae. The record is from RefSeq and is a predicted model, not a curated record.
AAGUAAACCAGGGGAUCAGUUCCGAAGUCGUCAUGGCGUCUCUGGCGAGGUUUCUCACGUUCUCCCUCUUCUGUAUCAUCAACACGAGUGUCGCCAAGGAUGUUCUGAAUGCCACUGAAUUGGGAACUAUUAUAGGCGAGACACGGUCAAUGACGGAGAACCUAACCGAACGCAUGGAUGCAAUGGCAGCGAUAUUUGGAGAAAGUCUGAGAUUGAUGAAAAGUGCAGAUGUGAAAAUGAGGCAAGCGAUGGGGCAAAGAGGCGGGCCUGUACUCGCGGACAACAAAACAGACGCUGUACAUCCAGGCGGGGCAAUCUACACACGCUGGGGGCAGCACGUGUGUCCAGAAGGAUCCGAUAUAGCGUAUACAGGUUUCGCCACUGGAGGACUUUUCGGUCACACAGGGGCAGGAACCAAUGCUUUGUGCACUCAUUCAUCUCCACAGUUCGACAGAACCUUCUACAGAAACACGACCAACCACAACUACUUGUACGGAGCAGAGUAUGAAGAGAUCUGGAAAACAAGUCUUGCCGACCAAGAUGCACCAUGCGUUGUGUGCCGAAGUGUCACUCGAACAACCGCCAUCUUGGUUCCCGGACGACACGAGUGCAUGACAGGUUGGAACACAGAGUACUAUGGUUUCUUGGUCGGCACGAAACACGAUGAUGCAGGGAACAGCGAUUACAUCUGUCUUGAUUCAGAUCCAGAGUCCAUAGAAGGCGGGUAUCAGGACCAUAACGGCCAUUGGUUGUUUAACGUUGUGUUCAGCUGUGGAGCCCUUCCGUGUCCUCCAUACAAGAACAAUUACUUUGUUCCCUGUGCUCUCUGCACAAAAUAAAAGUUUGAUAAACAAGUUACUGCAAGAUAAUACUGCAGAAUAAAAUUAAUUCUGCCAUGUAUUUCUGCAGGAAAAAAUAAUUUUGACAGUUGUUUCUGCAGAAAAAACAAUUCUGCCAGUUUUUUUCUGCAGAAAAAAAAAAUCUGCCAGAAUUUUCUGCAGUAAUGCAAUUUUAAGCCAAUUUUUGAGCUUAUGAACAUGUGAACACACUUGGACACAUUAUUAUUAUUAUAUUAUUGGAUUCGUCUCCUCGAGAUCUUUCCAGUGAUAUAAAAUAUGUUUUUGUAGCUCGCUUCCUUCUGUGUGGUCAAGUUCGGACCGCUGGCCAUUCCGUAGUUGUCCCGACCUGCCUUAGGCAAGUUUAUUUUAUAUUCUGCAAGGUGGCUUGUUGGGAUGGUCUUCCUGUCACUGCUUCUAGACAUGCUAAGGCGGUACCGGACACUAUUUUCAUGAUAUCUAGCAUGUCAAGCAAACGAGGCAAAUUUUGACGAAUAACUAUUUUUCAAUAUUUUCCCAUUGUUUUUAUAAGUCCCAUUUCCCUACUCCUACAUUAUCAAAUGUGAGGUUCAGGCAGAUUUCGACACACAGUUACAGAGGUUUUAUUGUCACCAUUCAACGGAAUUAGUGUCUUACCUACUCACAAGGUUUUAAAAAUGAAGUAGAAAACACGAUUUUUUCAAUGUUUUUACUGAGAAUUAGAGUAACAAAUAAAUUAAAUAAAUGUUUGACAAAUUCAGAUAACCGAACAUAAAACCUAUAACCAAAGACAUAAUUUGGAUAGUUGAAUGACUAAAUAGAAAUGUUACAGCCAAUUUUGUCAAAUUAUGCAUUUUCCCUUCAAAUUAUGCAAUUUUGAGCCCCUGAAAAUUCAUGCACACAUUUGCAAGUUUGCUACCCAAUGGAAACUGUGAAAAGAUACCUCCUUUAUUCCAAAGAAAAGGUUUAAGGUAUACAGGAAAAUGUGGGAACGAAAAUCUUGUUUUUCAUCCUUGGCCAAGUGACUACUAAGGUGCUAUUCCACUGUGACGUUACUCUGCAGUCUAUACAGUGUAAAUAACCAAUAUGUUGAAGAAUUAUGUUAAAGCUGUAGUCUAAACAAAAGCAACGGAAAUAAAAUUGUUUCAAAUAAUCAGAAUGUCUAUUAUCUGUCAUUACUAAUCGUUUACUAAGUAAACCCGUGCUAGCCAGUUGCCGUGACCGGACCACCGAGUUCUGAAUGUAGGGUGAUAGCUCAGUUCAGAAACUGUUCAUCUUAUUAUCAUACCAUCUUGAAGAAUUUCUGCAUACCGUAUACACAUCUCUGAUACAUGAUUUGCUUGUGUGGGAUGGUCCUGUCCAUUAACCAUACUUAUUAUGACUUGAGGAAAGCACGAAUCUAUUUGAUCAAUCACAGGACAUGAGGCAUAUGCAUCUGAUUCAUUCAUUCCCACGGCAUUACACAAUGUAGACGUACAGUUCAAAAUAUGUAUUAAUGUAUGUGGAGCAGAAGCUACUAACCCCAUUAGAAAUUACAUGUAGUACCAAGCGCGAAGGGCCCCGUUCCACAAGUGAUCGUAGCGCAACGACAGUCGUAAGUCUAUGUUAAAAUAUGGGAG